AGCGCCCGCAAGCAUUGGAACCCACUAUGAUGACUGGUUACACCUGAAUGUCAAAGUUCGUUUACCAAUAAACAACUUUUUUAUUUUAUUUUAUUUUAUCGAAUUUUGGUGCUUUCGCGCGGGCGAGAUUCGGCUUCUUUUUCCUUCUUCUCUCACUCUAUUAACUAGUUAAUAAUGGCCCCUAAAAAAAAGAAGACGAAACCAGCAGCCAAUCCGGCUCGGGGCUUUGCUACCACUUCGAUCGCUUCAAAACCGAAACCGAGAGCUGAAAUUGAUAAAGAACCGGCGCAAACCGCUGCUGCUAACGAGGGAGGAAAGCUUGAUGCCCCUCCAACGCCGUCAUCUCGCGAUCCUAACCCCCCACCAUCGAAUUCCAACUCUGACAACGCACCCAAUACUUCCCAAAAAAAGGAUUUAAGCCCGGAAGAGUUCGAGAGGCAGCUAGAAGAAUCCGAGCUGCAGCUUCUAGUCGAGAAACAUGCCCAGAAAGUAAAGAGGGACGCCCAACGCCAAAAGUCUAGACUCGAGACCGACCGUCGGCUACUUCGCGGGCAGGCAGAGCCUUUAAAUACGAGAAAAUGGCUACCUCAAGAGCUGAUGGAUCAUAUCUUAGACUUGAUCCAGGCUGAAAAUCGCUUCGGCGCAUCCUCGCUGGCCCCUGAAGGUGCGAAUAGCAGCGGCAAACUACCCUCAGAGGAAGAUUUGGUGAUCAAGUUGUGGACCCUGCAGCAGACCUUGACGGGCGCCAACUUCCCCGAGGACAAGGUAAAAGCUGUAUUACAACACGUGCUCGACAUUGCCGCCACUAUAGGUAGCACGAGUAAGGAUAACAUUUGGGGUUUGGAGGAAGCUCUAGACUGGCUCGCUCGCGAAUGCACGAGAGAUGAGCUUCACGAUUACGAUUACAGGGGUAGGCCCGCAAGGUCCCAAGCAGAUACGCCUGUCGACAGCCCUUUACCGUCCGGAGCGAAUACUCCACGCCUCUUAGAAGUCAACAACGGACAGAAGCCUUCCAAUUCUAAAAAUGGAGCGCUUAAUCUGAAAUCGACAGCUUCGAAGAAAGUUGCUAUCGUCUGCCACGAAGAUAUCGAGCCUGACGAUCUCAUCCCUGCUUAUCUCGAAACUAAGGCAAAAUUAUUCCAUCUUCAGAGGCCGAAGCAAGAUAACAAAAAGAGGAAGCCGGCUAAGAAUCAGAAAUCGAACAGCGCGAUACAAUCUGCAGCGGAACUGUCAGGCGACGAUUUAGAAGAGGCCAAGCUGCUGGCAAAAAUUGAAAAAAUCGAGCAAGACGUACUUUUUGAUAAGUUCUUGGCCGAGCAGAAAUGGCGAGCAGAUCAGAUAGAGUUGGAAAAAGAAUUCGCCGCCAAAAAGAAGGCGGAGGCGGAGGCGCGGGCGCAAGCAGAAGAGGAAGCAAAGGAAAAAGCGGAAGAGGAUGCUGCUGCUCCCGACGCGCAGUCGGACGAUGACGAGGUUACCAAGGAAGCUCAACGGGUCGCAGCGGAGAUCUUGCAGCAGGAUGGCUCCGAUGAUGAUCAAGCUCUAUCCGAUCUUUUCGCAAGUCUACCCGUUCAAGAGACCGACGCUGUAACGGGAAAGACGGCUACCGUAAUCACCGGAGCCGAUGGAGUUAAGAUUACGAUUCGGGACUUUGGUAAGUGGACGGGCAUCAGCCCGAUGCGCGUUUUAGAGGAAGCUUGUCGAUCAAGGGACACUUCCGUAAAAAUCAUAUAUAAACUCGUAUCUGAAAAUGCAUAUUCCAAUCGUCAUCUAAUCUCUGUCCAAUGGUCCAAAGCCCAAGAGCUUAUACCAGUUCCCGAGAUUCCCUCUAUCGAGAGUGUCAUCUCUCCUCAACAAUUCCUCUUCCAGAUGGCCUCCGUAGCGACCCCGGAUUCUAAGCAGUCCGAAGCAUAUAUUGCCACUUUGGCGCUGUUUGUGAUUUUUGGAUUCACCAAGGAAGAGAAAGUCUUUAUGAGGUUACCUUCUGUCUGGAGAGAACUAUGGUCGGAGCUCGCAGAAGAAAAGAAGAACCGGACCGACGCUGCGGACCGAGCGGCGAUCAAGGAACUCCGCGCAUUAGUUCGUGAAAAGCAUGACCAAGAGCUGGAAGAUGGCGUUCUUCUCCAAGGCGCUUUCAGAGGCCGCGGUUCGCAGCGAGGCACGAACGAAACGGGCGACGAUUCCAACGCGGAGCGAGUCGCGAACGCGGCCGAGCCGGAAUAUUACAAGAGAAUCUGGGCUGAUAAAUCUAGCACGCCGAGAUUCCAAUCUAUGCUGCAAUUCCGAAUGCAACUUCCGAUGUGGCAUUUUAGAGAGCAGGUUCUCAGCGCUAUCGAGCGAGAACAAGUCGUUAUCAUCUGCGGAGAGACGGGAUGCGGUAAGAGUACACAGGUACCAUCAUUCCUCUUAGAACACCAACUAUCUCAAGGCCGGCCGUGCAAGAUUUACUGUACGGAACCUCGACGAAUAUCCGCCAUAUCGCUUGCUCGCCGUGUAAGUGAAGAGCUUGGCGAAGGCAGAGGCGAUCUUGGUACUUCUAGAUCUCUCGUCGGUUACUCCAUCCGUCUAGAAGCGAACACGUCAAAGGAAACUAGAUUAGUUUACGCCACGACCGGUAUAGUGAUGAGAAUGCUUGAAGGUUCCAACGAGCUACGCGAGAUCACUCACCUAGUCCUUGAUGAAGUUCACGAGCGCUCUAUCGAUUCCGAUUUCUUGCUUAUCGUACUCAAGAAGCUGCUGCUUCGUAGAAAAGACUUAAAGGUAGUUCUCAUGUCCGCCACGGUCGACGCGGAGAGGUUCUCCAACUACUUAGGGCGCGCUCCUGUGUUAAACGUGCCCGGUCGCACGUUUCCGGUACAGGUGAAAUACCUGGAAGACGCCCUCGAAGCUACCGGUUACGUACCCGAUCAGUUAAAGCACGAGAAGAUGACAGAUUUAGACGACGAUCCGGCAGAAAUCGAUACUGCUGAUUCAAACUCUGCUACAGCCGCCGCUGCUAAAGAAUUAAGGCAAUAUUCUGCCAGGACGCGGAACACGUUAUCCCAGAUGGACGAGUAUCAAAUCGAUUUUGACCUCAUCGUGCAACUAAUCGGGCGCAUAGCCGUCGAUCCAUCUUACGUAGAUUUUAGCAAGGCGAUAUUAGUAUUUCUCCCGGGUAUUGCAGAGAUCAGAGCUCUAAACGACUCCUUGCUGGGCGAGCCUUUCUUCCAGAGGGGUUGGGAGAUAUUCCCGUUACAUUCCACCAUCGCGACCGAGGACCAGGAGCGAGCGUUCCUUGUUCCUCCGGACGGCGUUAGAAAAAUCGUGCUGGCAACUAAUAUCGCGGAAACGGGUAUCACUAUACCUGAUGUGACUUGCGUUAUCGAUACGGGAAAGCAUCGCGAGAUGAGAUUCGACGAGAGGAGACAACUUUCGCGUCUUAUCGAUACUUUCAUAUCGAGAGCGAAUGCUAAGCAGCGGCGAGGUCGAGCAGGACGUGUUCAGGAAGGUCUAUGCUUCCAUCUCUUUACGAAAUACCGUCACGAUCACUUGAUGAGCGAUCAACAGACGCCAGAAAUGUUACGUCUCUCACUACAGGACUUAGCUAUACGCGUCAAAAUCUGCAAGAUCGGUGGUAUCGAGGAGACUCUUGGAGAAGCGCUUGAUGCGCCUUCCGCGAAGAAUAUCCGAAGAGCUAUAGAUGCUCUUAUCGACGUACGAGCUCUAACGAAUACCGAGGAAUUAACGCCGUUAGGACACCAAUUAGCGAGGCUGCCUCUCGACGUAUUCCUUGGUAAGCUUAUACUUCAAGGCACGAUUUUCAAGUGUCUCGAUAUGGCUAUAACCGUAGCCGCUAUACUAUCGUCAAAAUCACCAUUUACCGCGCCUUUUGGUCAGCGAAGCCAAGCAGAUCAGGCCCGUAAAGCUUUCAGGAGAGGCGAUUCCGAUUUACUUACCGUAUACAACGCAUAUUUGGGUUGGAAGAAGGUGUGCCAGACGUCCAAUAACGACUUCCAAUAUUGCAAAAAGAACUUCUUAUCGCCCCAAACGCUGUCCAACAUCGAGGAUUUGAAGGGCCAGCUACUCGUCGCUCUCGCGGACUCGGGCUUUUUACAGCUGACGGACGAGGAGCGACGCACUCUAAACCGUCUUCGGUAUUCUAACAGGAGGCGCCAAUUUUACGACCUCCCCCAGAGAGUUAAUAUCCACAGCGAUAACGACGUCAUCGCGGCGUCGGUAAUCGCGUGGAGCUUCUACCCGAAGCUCUUGGUGCGCGAAGGGAAGGGAUUCCGUAAUGUCGGAAAUAAUCAGAGCAUCAGCCUGCACCCGUCGAGCGUUAACAAGGGACAUAUGGAGCUGCGGUGGUUAUCUUAUUAUCAUAUUAUGCAGUCCAAGCAGUUCCUCAACGCCCACGAAACUACGGCCGUCGAGAAUUUUGCCAUCGCCUUGUUAUGCGGUGACGUGCGUAUGGAUAUGUACGCAGGCGUCAUCGUACUCGACGGCCACAGGGCGCGCUUUAGCGUACCCGACUGGAAGACGAUGCUCGCGAUCAAGGCGCUGCGAACGCGGCUGCACGACGUGCUCACGCGCUCGUUCCGCAUGCCCGGCAAGCUGCUCACGGCCCAGCAGGAGAAGUGGCUGGACGCCUGGCAGCGAGUCUUCAGCCAGGACUUCGGCAGUAAGGCCUAGGAUGCCGUCCCCACGCCCUGUCCGAAGGCGGUAGGGAUUCUGCGGUUUAGGAAGUGAAAAAAGUCGGCGUU
Daldinia caldariorum is the source of this 4736-nucleotide messenger RNA. RefSeq names its product P-loop containing nucleoside triphosphate hydrolase protein. Gene Ontology annotation, molecular function: ATP binding; RNA binding. Gene Ontology annotation, cellular component: intracellular anatomical structure. NCBI's taxonomy places the organism in Eukaryota, Fungi, Ascomycota, Sordariomycetes, Xylariales, Hypoxylaceae. The coding region runs from base 175 to 4665 and encodes 1496 amino acids. The transcript is spliced from 6 exons. The record is from RefSeq and is a predicted model, not a curated record.